Prosopis cineraria is the source of this 2626-nucleotide messenger RNA. Its product is annotated as U-box domain-containing protein 34-like. NCBI's taxonomy places the organism in Eukaryota, Viridiplantae, Streptophyta, Magnoliopsida, Fabales, Fabaceae. Gene Ontology annotation, biological process: protein phosphorylation. Bases 75 to 2279 code for a protein of 734 amino acids. The record is from RefSeq and is a predicted model, not a curated record. Gene Ontology annotation, molecular function: ATP binding; protein kinase activity. The transcript has 8 exons.
AUUGCCCUAAAUCAGAGGAAAAAUUGAGGAUGACAUUCAAAGGUUCGUCGUGUCCGUCUCCGUCGUGAGUCUGCAUGGGUUCCACUUCCAUCCUCAGAGCAAGAGGUGGCAACAAAACUUCUUCUUCUUCUUCUUCUUCUUCUUCUUCAUUUCUUUGCAAUAGCGGUGGAGGCGGUGGUGGCAGCUGUGGCGAGCAAAACCUAAUCAUGUCUAUCCACCAGCCGUUUGAUGGCAGAGCACUGCCUCUAAACACCACCGUGGUGCCCGUCGACAAAGGCAAGACCAGCGUGUAUGCCUUCCGGUGGGCACUUAAUCAUCUCGAUAGUCCAAUCAUCGUCGCUCUCCACGUUGGGCCAAAACACAUUCCAUCCCAUGAGGCUCUCAAGGUAUUUCCCCCUGAUGAAAGCGAUGUAGCCAAUGUUUUCUCUGCAUUACGAGAAGUACGUACACAUAAAGUGGUGACGAUUAAAGAAGCCGUAGUUGACGAUAGUGAUGUUGUCAAAGGAAUUUCAGACUUUGCAAACCAUCAUCACAUCAACAGUAUCGUUAUCGGCGCAACGGCCAGCUGGAACUCUCUGGCAAGGAAAUUUAUAGGUUUUGAUCUGCCAACGGCCAUAAUCAAGUCAGCUCCAGAUUAUACUUCUGUGUAUGUAAUUUCAAAAGGGAAGAUAGUCUCAGCUCGAUCAGCACUGCGUCCUAUGUCAAAUAUUUUUGCCCCGUCAAAACAACCGCUGGCACUUCAACCAAAUGAUGUAGAAAACGGAGUAAGGGGUUUGGCUGCAAACAGGGCACAGGCAGCUAAAAGAGGAGGGAUGACAGAGGGAUCAGAAAGAACGUCUUCUGAGACGAACAAGAAUCGAGCAAGGGAAAAGAGUUCCGGCAGUUCGUCGAUGGAUAAAAUCGACCUACCCAGUCGUGGGCUGAAGCCAUCAGUUGGCCCUGAUUCUUUUUCGGACGAAAGUGUUUCAUCGGAUCUAACUAAACAAGAUUUGGUGUUUAGCUUUUCAUCUGAUGGCUCCAGGACAUCAUCAUCCUCCCAACCAUCGAAAGAACUAGAAGCUGAAAUGAAGAGAUUGAGGCUUGAAUUGAAGCAAACCAUGGACAUGUACAGCUCAGCUUGCAAAGAGGCAAUCUCAGCAAAAAAUAAGGCUGACGAGAUUAAUCAAUGGAAACUAGAGGAGGCACGUAAACUUGAGGAAGCAAUAUUGUCAGGAGAGGCAGCUCUUGCACUGGCAGAAAAGGAGAAGGCUAGAGCCAGAGCUGCCAUUGAAGAAGCUGAGGAAGCCAAGAAAAUGGCUGAGAAGGAAGCAGAGAGAAGGAGACAUGCAGAGAUAAAGGCCAGGAAAGAAGCAGCAGAAAAGGACCGAGCAUUAACUGCUUUGGCUAAAAAUGAUGUUCGAUAUAGAAAAUACACAAUAGAGGAGAUCGAAAAAGCUACUGAAAAGUUCUCCCCUUCCUUGAAAAUAGGUGAAGGUGGAUAUGGGCCUGUGUUUAAAGGUGAACUUGAUCACACCCCAGUUGCGAUCAAAAUCUUAAGACCUGAUGCUGCUCAGGGCAGGAAGCAGUUUCAGCAGGAGGUUGAGGUAUUAUGCUGCAUUAGACAUCCCAAUAUGGUCCUCCUCCUCGGUGCGUGUCCUGAUUAUGGGUGUUUGGUGUAUGAAUACAUGGAGAAUGGUAGCUUAGAAGAUAGAUUAUUUCGGAAGAAUAAUAGCCCGCCUCUUUCAUGGAGGUUAAGGUUUACAAUAGCUGCUGAAAUAGCAACUGCACUUCUUUUCCUUCACCAAAGCAAGCCAGAACCCCUUGUGCAUCGGGACCUAAAACCAGCCAACAUUCUCCUAGACCGAAAUUAUGUGAGUAAAAUCAGUGAUGUGGGCCUGGCACGAUUGGUUCCGCCUUCUGUAGCUGAUUCUGUCACACAAUAUUACAUGACUGCAGCUGCCGGGACCUUUUGCUACAUUGAUCCUGAGUAUCAACAAACAGGAAAGUUAACGACUAAAUCGGAUGUAUAUUCAUUGGGGAUAAUGCUACUGCAAGUUGUCACAGCUAGGCCUCCCAUGGGUCUUUCUCACCAGGUCAAAAGGGCAAUUGAAAAAGGAAGAUUUUCAGAGAUGCUUGAUCCUACGGUGACUGAUUGGCCAGUUAAAGAGGCUCUAGCAUUUGCCAAAGUGGCAGUGAGUUGCGCAGAGCUUAGCAAGAAGGACAGGCCUGAUCUUGCAACAGUUGUAGUGCCAGAGCUUAACCGCUUAAGGAAUUUUGGUUUGACGUCUCACCCUAGCUAGUCCCAUUGUCAUCAACAAUCAGAGUCAUAGUCAAGCGGGACGCUUCUCCUGCACCUACACAAAAUUCAUGACCAAUCACAUUAAAUAAGAGCCGGGUUUGUGUAUUAAUUAACCUUACUAGUUUUGCUAGGAUCAAUACACUAAUUUUAAGCGUCAAAACCUUAUUCUGCAUUCUCUUCCAAAUUUGGUCUUGCUUGCAUAGGUUUUGAGAAUACAUUUACUAUUAACUCUGUAAAUGAAAUAUAUUUUUCCUAGUAAUGUGUACCUAUCCUGAACAAGGAAUGCACGACAUUUAAAGAAUAUUGAAUAUACCACUGACAUAUUACAGUUUAAAAGGAGAAUGGGGU